CUAGUAUCUUUUACUUUUCCAGGGUUCACGGUCGGAGCAAGAAAGACUCCUACGCACAUCCAGCACGCUGUAUGUGGGCAACCUUUCCUUUUAUACUACUGAAGAACAACUUUAUGAGCUGUUUGGCCGUGCUGGAGAUGUAAAGAGGAUCAUUAUGGGGCUUGACAAGGUUAAGAGGACUCCAUGUGGAUUUUGUUUCGUUGAGUAUUUUACAAGGGAAGAAUCGGAGCAGUGCAUGAGGUACAUCAACGGAACUCGCCUUGAUGACCGCAUUGUUCGUACAGAUUGGGAUGCAGGUUUCAUUGAGGGACGACAGUAUGGGCGAGGAAAGAGUGGUGGACAGGUUCGUGAUGAAUACCGCACAGACUACGACAGUGGACGAGGUGGAUAUGGAAAGAUCGUACAACAGAAGAUUCUCCCCAAGAUCCCAUAAUGCUUGAAGGAGUGUGUCAGUGGCUGUGUUUUUAAAUAGGAAAAGCAUCUGGUUGUCCUCAAUAUCAGUAUCUGUAUCUUGAACCUCUUCCUUUUACAAUAGUUUUUUUUUUUAUAAUGUGCUACAGAUUUUUUUUUUUUUUUUCCUUCUUUAACAACCUGAUCGAAACAUGAUACUCAAGUGGCCUUGUUCAAAGUUCGUCUACCAGCCAAUGAAACUAGUGGACACAUAUGCUAUCCUAACUGAUUGAAAUUCAUUACUACAUCAAAGGUUGGGCACCGAUUUACUCAAAACAAGGCCCUGCGAGUCUCUGGUUUAAAAGUGGUGAAACAAAGAAACAUUGAAAAGUAUGAUAGCUUUGGAAAAGUGAAUGAUGUGUUUUAUUCAGUAAGUUCCAUUCUUUCAUUUUUUCUGUGCAGAUGCGCCUUAAAUGUUGGUUUGUCUGUGGCUGCUCAAAGGCCAUGUAUUUUGUCUUGUAAUGCAGUAACAAGAACUGAAGUAAUAUUGUUAUUUAUUUUUACAAUUGUUUUUAAGAAUUUAAGUGGGAUUCUUUUAUGUGAAGGUGAGAGUGAGAGAUUGUCAAUUUUACUGAGAUGGCUUCAAAUAAACAAUGUUUAUUAGAAUGUGUAUUUAGCCAUAUAUCUUGAAGACAAAAAUAUACAGUAUUUGAUACUUGUGUCCUCAAAGCUGAAGUUCACAGCAAAGAAUCUUUGCUUUGUGUUCUCUUUAUUUCUUAUUCAAUUACAAGCUUUGUACAGACUUUGUAAGACUUUUGAUAUAAAAAUACAUUUACU
Molecule: messenger RNA, 1227 nt
Organism: Penaeus vannamei (Pacific white shrimp)
Lineage: Eukaryota; Metazoa; Arthropoda; Malacostraca; Decapoda; Penaeidae
Gene: Cbp20
Product: cap binding protein 20
Biological process (GO): mRNA cis splicing, via spliceosome
Cellular component (GO): nuclear cap binding complex
Molecular function (GO): RNA cap binding
Source: RefSeq, a predicted model, not a curated record